Gossypium raimondii (Peruvian cotton) is the source of this 1195-nucleotide messenger RNA. RefSeq names its product NADPH-dependent pterin aldehyde reductase. Lineage: Eukaryota; Viridiplantae; Streptophyta; Magnoliopsida; Malvales; Malvaceae. Gene Ontology annotation, molecular function: oxidoreductase activity, acting on the CH-OH group of donors, NAD or NADP as acceptor. Gene Ontology annotation, cellular component: cytosol. Bases 98 to 835 code for a protein of 245 amino acids. Gene Ontology annotation, biological process: folic acid-containing compound metabolic process. The transcript is spliced from 5 exons. The record is from RefSeq and is a predicted model, not a curated record.
UGUGGCCGUUUUGCUCGUAUGUUUACUUGUUUUUUACUUUUUUCCUUUUAAUUGUUAUUUUCACGGGAGAGAAAAGGAGAAAAAAAACGAGUGAGGAAUGACAACGGCGUCGUUUAGCGCUUCGAACACGGCGGCAGUGGCUGCCGCGGCUGCAGCUAAGACGGUGUUGAUUACCGGAGUGAGCAAAGGGCUUGGUAGAGCUUUAGCUGUCGAGCUUUCCAAGAGAGGCCACACUGUAAUCGGUUGUUCCCGCGCCCAAGAAAAACUCAAUUCCCUCCAAUCGGAGCUCUCGUCGCCUGACCGUCACCUCCUCCUCAAUGUCGAUGUGAGGUCAGAUAACAGCGUUAAGGAGCUGGCCCGAGUGAUGAUGGAAAAGAAGUUUGUACCUGACAUAAUCGUAAACAAUGCAGGUACAAUCAAUAAAAACAAUAGAAUUUGGGAGGUUCCUGUUGAAGAGUUCGAUACUGUGAUUGAUACUAAUGUAAAAGGGAUUGCAAAUGUGUUACGCCAUUUUAUCCCGUUGAUGCUUCCAAAAAGUCGAGGGAUUAUUGUUAAUAUGUCUUCCGGAUGGGGACGAUCUGGUGCUGCUUUGGUUGCACCAUACUGUGCAUCAAAAUGGGCUGUUGAAGGUUUAAGCAGAGCAGUAGCAAAGGAGAUGCCUGAUGGAUUUGCUGUUGUAGCACUUAGUCCUGGUGUGAUAAAUACCGAGAUGCUUCAAUCUUGCUUCGGAAAUUCAGCCUCGGGAUAUCAGACACCUGAUGCAUGGUCUUUGAAGGCAGCUACAAUGAUACUCAAUCUUACUGCAGCAGACAAUGGUGCGUCCCUCACCGUUUGAUGAAAAUACAGCUGGCCUUUUCAGAUUCAGUUUAUCUCGUAGUUAUGAUAAAGGCCUUUGAACAAUCAAAUCACGAAGUCCCUUGCAUUGCAUAUGAACAAAUUGUAUCAUUUUAUAUCCGUCCCAUUUCUCUAACCGCAUGUCUCAUUAUUCAUUAGCAUCAAGUUCUUCUAUUACGUAGACAUUGUAAGGUCUUUUUUUGGCUGAAAAUUAUAAGAGUUUACUUGCAACGACUCAUUUAGUAUUGCCGGUACAUCGAAGAUCAGUUUGUAUCGAACUUUUUCGUAACUUUGAAGCUAGUUACUUGUGGUACGGAUGAUUGUAUGAUAAAAUAUUAUGUCGAAUUCUGAUACUUUUCUA